Carcharodon carcharias (great white shark) is the source of this 4849-nucleotide messenger RNA. Its product is annotated as exportin-1. The transcript is spliced from 26 exons. NCBI's taxonomy places the organism in Eukaryota, Metazoa, Chordata, Chondrichthyes, Lamniformes, Lamnidae. Gene Ontology annotation, biological process: protein export from nucleus; ribosomal large subunit export from nucleus; ribosomal small subunit export from nucleus. Gene Ontology annotation, cellular component: nucleus; cytoplasm. Bases 681 to 3896 code for a protein of 1071 amino acids. The record is from RefSeq and is a predicted model, not a curated record. Gene Ontology annotation, molecular function: small GTPase binding; nuclear export signal receptor activity.
UGAACCGGUUACAACCGGUUACUAGUUUUGCCAGAGAAGCUUUCGAGGUUGUUAGUAGAACACGGUCUGCUACAAAAACGCUCUCGAAAAAUGAAUCGGAAGAGAUAAAAAAUCUUUCUGAAAAAAAGUAAAUUGAGCAUUGGGCAUGGCGGUUGUUUUCAUUUUUGUUAAAUUAUCAUUAUUAACUCGCACAGUUUAACAAAAUUGCAAAGGAGAGGAGUGAGUGUUCCAAAUUAUGGCCGAUUAGCUCCAGUACUGUUUUGGGUUCUUUUUCGCUUUUUGAGUUUGGACCAAAAGGAGCAAAAAAAGGAAGAGGCAACCUUGAGUGUGUGCUUGUAUUUUUUUUUAAAUUCCCGCCAUUUGAUUUUUUUUCUUGCCCCCUUCCCUCCUCCACCCGCCCCCCCCCCCUUCUCCCGUUUAACCGAACUACUGUGUAUUGGGUAAGAUUUUUAAAAGGUUGCUGAGUCGGUGUGUGGUGGAAGCUCGUACAUUUAGACUGAAGGAGACUAGCAGUUUAACCAAAACAAAAACAUUUUGGUUUACACGUUUUCCUGAAGAUGUUGACUCGUACUGGGGGUACUGUUCCACAGCGCUGGGCAUCCUCUGGUAUCUUGCCCAAGUGGCUACUGUUCAGUGCCAACCUAGACAGAAUUACAGCAAGUUUUUUCUUGCAGUAAUCUAUGCCAGCCAUAAUGACAAUUUUAGCAGACCAUGCAGCACGCCAGCUGCUGGACUUCACUCAAAAGCUUGAUAUAAACCUUCUGGAUAAUGUGGUGAACUGCUUGUACCAUGGAGAAGGUGCACAGCAAAGAAUGGCACAGGAGGUCUUAACCCAUUUAAAGGAGCACCCUGAUGCAUGGACAAGAGUUGACACAAUUCUGGAGUUUUCACAAAAUAUGAACACCAAAUACUAUGCGCUGCAAAUCUUGGAAAAUGUAAUAAAAACCAGGUGGAAGAUUCUCCCCAGAAAUCAGUGUGAAGGAAUUAAAAAAUAUGUUGUUGGAUUGAUUAUUAAAACUUCAUCUGAUCCUGUUAACAUUGAGAAGGAGAAGGUUUACAUUGGAAAACUAAACAUGAUUUUGGUUCAGAUACUCAAACAGGAAUGGCCAAAACACUGGCCCACAUUCAUCAGUGACAUUGUAGGUGCAAGUAGAACUAGUGAGAGCUUGUGUCAGAACAACAUGAUUAUUCUUAAAUUGCUGAGUGAGGAGGUGUUUGAUUUCUCCAGUGGGCAGAUGACUCAAGUUAAAGCAAAACAUCUGAAGGACAGCAUGUGCAAUGAAUUCUCUCAGAUAUUCCAGCUGUGCCAGUUUGUCAUGGAAAACUCUCAAAAUGCACCUCUUGUUCAAGCAACCUUGGAAACAUUGCUGAGAUUCUUGAACUGGAUUCCACUUGGAUAUAUCUUUGAAACUAAAUUAAUUAGUACACUGAUCUAUAAGUUUCUGAAUGUGCCCAUGUUCAGAAAUGUAACUCUGAAGUGCCUGACAGAGAUAGCUGGAGUGAGCGUCAGCCAGUAUGAAGAACAGUUUGUUACUCUCUUUACAUUAACAAUGAUACAACUGAAACAGAUGCUUCCUUUGAACACCAACAUUCGAGUGGCUUAUGCCAAUGGAAAGGACGAUGAACAGAAUUUCAUCCAGAACUUGAGCUUAUUUCUUUGUACGUUUUUGAAAGAACAUGGGCAGCUUAUUGAAAAACGAUUGAAUCUGAGAGAAACUCUUAUGGAGGCUCUACAUUACAUGUUGCUUGUGUCCGAAGUGGAAGAAACUGAAAUAUUCAAAAUUUGCCUUGAAUAUUGGAACCAUUUAGCUUCUGAGCUCUACAGGGAAAGUCCAUUCUCAACACCUGCAUCGCCUGUGCUUUCUGGAAGUCAGCAUUUUGAUGUUCCUCCGAGAAGACAACUUUAUUUGCCAGUGUUGUCUAAAGUUCGCCUCUUAAUGGUCAGUCGUAUGGCCAAACCAGAAGAGGUACUUGUGGUGGAAAAUGACCAAGGCGAGGUUGUGCGAGAAUUCAUGAAGGAUACAGACUCCAUCAACUUAUAUAAAAAUAUGAGAGAAACACUUGUGUACCUUACUCAUUUAGACUAUGCAGAUACAGAACGCAUUAUGACUGACAAACUUCACAACCAAGUGAAUGGUACUGAAUGGUCAUGGAAGAAUCUAAACACCCUCUGUUGGGCUAUUGGCUCAAUUAGUGGUGCUAUGCAUGAGGAAGAUGAGAAGAGAUUUCUGGUGACUGUGAUAAAAGAUCUUUUAGGACUGUGCGAACAGAAAAGGGGUAAAGACAACAAAGCCAUUAUUGCUUCAAAUAUCAUGUAUAUUGUGGGUCAGUACCCACGUUUCUUGAGAGCUCACUGGAAGUUUUUAAAGACUGUGGUUAACAAACUGUUUGAAUUUAUGCAUGAAACCCAUGAUGGAGUUCAAGACAUGGCUUGUGAUACUUUUAUUAAAAUUGCACAAAAAUGUCGUCGACACUUUGUUCAGGUCCAAGUUGGUGAAGUAAUGCCAUUCAUUGAUGAGAUCCUGAAUAAUAUUAAUACUAUAAUUUGUGAUCUUCAGCCACAGCAGGUUCACACAUUUUAUGAAGCGGUCGGUUAUAUGAUAGGUGCUCAGACUGACCAGGCAGUACAAGAACAUUUAAUAGAAAAAUAUAUGAUGCUGCCAAAUCAAGUCUGGGACAGUAUAAUCCAGCAGGCGACUAAAAAUGUUGACAUUCUUAAGGAUCCUGAAACUGUAAAGCAGCUUGGCAGUAUUCUGAAAACUAAUGUUCGAGCCUGCAAAGCAGUUGGUCACCCAUUUGUCAUCCAGCUUGGUCGAAUAUAUCUGGAUAUGUUGAAUGUAUACAAGUGCCUCAGUGAAAAUAUUUCAGCAGCAAUUCAAACAAAUGGUGAUGUGGUUACAAAACAACCUCUGAUCAGAAGUAUGCGAACAGUAAAAAGGGAGACCCUGAAGCUUAUUUCUGGUUGGGUGAGCAGAUCCAAUGAUCCGCAGAUGGUAGGUGAAAAUUUUGUUCCUCCAUUGCUGGAUGCAGUGCUUAUUGACUACCAGAGGAAUGUACCAGCAGCUAGAGAACCAGAAGUACUUAGCACCAUGGCAACCAUCGUGAAUAAACUGGGCGGACAUAUCACUUCUGAAAUUCCUCAGAUAUUUGAUGCUGUCUUCGAAUGCACUUUAAAUAUGAUUAACAAGGACUUCGAGGAAUACCCUGAACAUAGAACAAAUUUCUUCUUGCUUUUACAAGCUGUAAAUUCGCACUGUUUUCCAGCAUUCCUAGCCAUUCCUCCAGCACAAUUUAAGCUAGUUUUAGAUUCCAUAAUAUGGGCUUUUAAACACACCAUGAGAAAUGUUGCUGAUACAGGUCUACAGAUUCUCUAUACACUGCUGCAAAAUGUUGCCCAGGAAGAGGCGGCUGCACAAAGUUUCUAUCAAACAUACUUUUGUGAUAUUCUUCAGCACAUAUUUUCGGUUGUCACAGAUACAUCUCACACUGCUGGUUUGACAAUGCAUGCAUCAAUACUUGCAUACAUGUUUAACCUGGUGGAGGAAGGAAAAAUAUCAGUGCCCCUUAACCCAACAAAUCCUGUCACUAAUCAUGUAUUCAUUCAGGAUUAUGUGGCCAAUCUAUUGAAGUCUGCUUUUCCACAUCUACAAGAGGCACAAGUGAAAUUAUUUGUAACGGGGCUUUUCAGUUUAAAUCAGGACAUUGCAGCUUUUAAAGAGCAUCUGAGAGAUUUUCUUGUACAAAUCAAGGAGUUUGCUGGAGAGGAUAGUGCUGAUUUGUUCUUGGAAGAAAGAGAGGCUGCAUUACGGCAGGCCCAAGAGGAAAAGCAUAAAAUUCAGAUGUCUGUUCCUGGUAUUCUUAACCCACACGAAAUUCCCGAGGAAAUGGUUGAUUGAGAAAUAUGGAGUAAACCAAGUUGUGCUAUUUCUUCUGUUCAGCCACUAUUAAUGUAGCUUUGCAGAAUGUAAUCGCACAUCUGUGUUGACCAAAAACAAUGCCAAUAUGUGUAUAUUAAAUCCUUUGUCACCUGGUAGCUCUUUUUACUUAGUAUGCAAUUUCUAUGGCAGUUUUCAUGUGUAAUACCUUUUUUCCAUUGUUAUAAAUUAAAAGUUUUGUCAUCUUUGUUUAGAUUUGCAUGCAGUUGUAUGAAUUAAAUCACUUUUUAAAGAUCACUUGUGCCCCAUUUUAUGGUUUUGGGAGGGGGGGAAACAGAGGAGAGCUGAAAAGUGGACUUUGCUUGUGCCUCUGCUUGCAAAGUGUACAACAGAUAUAGGAAUUAUUUUCUGUAAUUGAUCACCAAUCUCUUAAAUUAGGUGUGUGUUACUUUGUUGUAGCAUAGCCUUUUUUGCGGCCUAGAAAUGAAAGUGAUCUGUGGAAAAACACAUUCAAAGGGUUGUGUGUCAGGCAUGUCCCAGUGCUGCUUUUCAAUUGUAUCCAUGGGUAGUUGGAAGAAAUGGUAAUGCUUGACUGAAUUAAUGCAAUUCUAGCCAGAUAAGUUUGCGGCAAGAUCAUGUGCAUAUCAUCCCAGUGUAAAGCAUCUUGAAUGACUUGGGAACACAGUACACUUGGUUAUUUUUUAUGAAUUUUUUUUGUGUAUGUAUGUGCUGUCGCUUUGUCGACAACAGCUUUUUGUUUUCCUCAAUGAGGAGUGUUGCUCAUUUGUGAGCCUUCAUUAAUUCUAAGUGAAAGUGGUUAAAUAUUUAUCGAGUUAGCAUAGGCUGCAUCUUUAUAAACAGCUCAUGAAAAUACUGAUGGCUUUUGAUGACUUGUACUAAUUUACAUUGUUUACCAUGCUGUAGUGCUUCCAGAACACUACUUAAGAGCAAAAUAAAUUUGGUUUACAUUUAAA